ACGUUGCUGGACUUUCUCUCCUUCAUGUGUGUAUUUGCAGUCUGCAUCAAUCACACAGUAUUUGGCUGUUCAAACUGCAUCCGAACCUUUACCAGUCCGACGGGCCAGUUUACUUCCCCUUGUUAUCCCGACUUGUAUCCCAAUGAUUUAAAAUGUGAAUGGACCAUCCGAGCUCCCAUGGGAUUCAGCGUGCAGCUAACCUUUCAGGACUUCACCUUGGAAGAAGCCCAGGGAUGUAUAUACGACUCUGUAAUAAUAAGUACUGGGGCAGACACAAUAAAACUGUGCGGAAUCACGGCCAGCGGCCUGACACUCAGUUCCACCGGGAGUUCCUUGAACGUAUCCUUCAGGACUGACUUUAGCAUUCAAAAGAAAGGGUUCACCGCCAGCUACACACAAGUGGCGGUUUCGCUCCGUAACCAGAAGGUGGUCCUUUCCAGAGAUUCCACAGACCAGACCAUGUCCGUGUCCUCUUCACUCAUCAUUCCGGAGCUCAGGCAGUUCACUCUUUGCCUGGAAGCCAAGUCAUCAGACACAAAAAAGCACUGGAUCCUCUUUUCCUAUUCGGACACCCAGGGCUCGGAGGUCUUCAGCUUCAAAAAAAACAACAAUGCGUACAAGCUCAUCAUCUCGGAUGAGGAGUGUGAUGUGAGCUACCUCUGGAAGAAGCACUUCUCCCAUAAGGCCAUUACUGGUGAGUGGCGGCAGAUUUGCCUGGCGUGGGAUGGCAUCACAGGAAAUAUCAUCACCCAGUCCCAGGCCACCCAGCAGGUCAACUUGUGCCGAGGCUCUAGGGAUAAGUUCAUCCCAGGGAACGGGAGGCUGAUCCUGGCGCCUAAUGGCGACCCGUCCAAUUACAUCUUCUCCGGGGAAAUCUACAACUUCCGCCUGUGGAACUUCAGCAUGGACACCCAGGCACUGGAGGAUGUCACUUGCGACCAAGUGGGGAAUGUGGUGGACUGGCAGAAUGCACACUGGAACAGGUCUGCAGCCGACGUGCAACCAGAUAGCGAACUGAGCUGUGCCAGUUCCUUGGUGACCCAGCCUGUGACAACACCCACCUCCUGCUCUCCCACUGGAUCGGUGUGUCAAGGGGGAUUGUUCUACAGAGCAGACUUUACUGUCUAUAGUCUCUACAGCGAGAACAUGGACAAAGCACAGAUAGAAGAAGUGAUCUCCACUUGGCUCUCUGAGUCCUUUAGGAACUGGAAUUACACUGUGUCCGUCGUCAGUGUGAGGAUCCAGGAGAAAGCUAGAAGUUUAAAAUUAGGAAAGAGAUCCCUGUUGGACACGAGUGCUGGGUUUGACUGCCGAGCAAUCCUCUAUUGCAAUGUGACGAAGAUCUUUCAACUGCAGGAGAGAGUUGUGCAGGAAAGGCUCGUGAAUGCGUCUGGGGGAUUAGGACACAAUCUUUCUGUGGUGUCUAUUAUCGUCAAUCCAGUGGAUAACUGCACAGAAGAAGAAAGUCCAUCUGAUUACUUUUGGCCACAGACCAGGCCACCAGCCACCCAGUUUCUGAUGUGCGUCUCAAACGGGGGUCAGUUUGCAGUCAGGCAGUGUGUUUUGAACCUACAGAACUACUCCUCUCACUGGAACCCACCAGAUCUGAGCAACUGUUCGCUGAGCACAACAGCCAACCCCAACAUCAGUGACAUCGAGAACAUUAAAGUCUCGCCAGACAACGCGGCCGACGUGGCAAAUCAGCUGCUGGACUUCACGGCGGACACCAAGAACCUGACGAGGGAGCAGGUGGACCGGCUGGUGGAGACCCUGAGCCAGAUUGUCAUCGUGGCCAGCAUCAACGAGUCGCUGGCCUCCACUGUGGUGACUGUCCUCUCCAACAUCCUCUCCAGCUCCGACACCGCCCUCGUCACCUCCUCCCGAGUAGCUCUCCAGACGGUUGAUGCAUUGACGGUUAAGAUGACCUUCCUGGGACCUUCAGUGAGCAUCACCUCCCGGAACCUGGCUCUGGGAAUCUCCGCUGUGGAUCCCAGGAACUACAGUGGCACCUCCUUCAGUGUGGGCUCCCUGGAACCCGACUCUGACCUGAAGGUUGACUUUGACAAGGACACUGAGGCAGAGUCACUGGCCGAGGUCCUUCUGCCCACCAGCCUCUUGGAGCAAUUGAGCGAGGCAGAGUUCAGCGCUGUGUCCAGGACUCAGUUUGCGUUCUUCAGCAAGAGUGGACUCUUUCAGGACCCGGGAGCUUUUCCCCUGGAGGGUUACGUGGUGGCGAGCAGUGUGGGCAACAUCACCAUUGAGGACCUCUCCCAACCCAUCAGGAUCAAAAUCAAACACAGACAGUCCGAGAUAUCAUUUAAGCCUCAAUGCACAUUCUGGGAUUUGGCGUUAAACAAUGGCAGUGGUGGGUGGAACCCUAAAGGCUGCCGAGUGCAUCCACAAUCCAACGCCAAUGAGACCAUCUGCCUGUGUGAUCACCUAACCCACUUUGGAGUCCUGAUGGACAUCUCUGGGACGGCCCAUCAGAUCGACGCGGUGAACACCCAGAUCUUGACCUUCAUCACUCACAUAGGCUGUGGAGUGUCUGCCAUCUUCUCAGCCACAACACUCCUGACUUACGUCGCCUUCGAGAAGCUACGCCGGGAUUACCCCUCUAAGAUCCUGAUGAACCUGAGCACGUCUCUGUUUUUCCUGAACCUGCUGUUCCUGGUGGACGGCUGGUUGGCCUCCUUCCAGCUGCGGGGGCUGUGUGUGGCCGUAGGUGCCCUCCUGCACUUCUUCCUCCUGGCCUCCUUCACCUGGAUGGGUCUCGAGGCCGUGCACAUGUACAUCGCUCUGGUCAAGGUCUUCAACACCUACAUCAGGAAGUACAUGCUCAAGUUCUGCAUCGUCGGCUGGGGUUUACCAGCUCUGGUGGUAGGUAUUGUCCUCGCUAUCAACCUGGAGUUCUAUGGAAUGCAAGUCUAUGGGAAGGAUGACAACGGACAAGGAGCCUCAGCUUUUUGCUGGAUUGACCAUCCCAUCGUCUUCUACGUGACGUGUAUGUGCUACUUUGUCGUGCUCUUCCUCAUGAAUGUGGCCAUGUUCGUGGUGGUCCUGAUUCAGAUCUGCGGCAGGAACGGGAAAAAGAGUAACCGGAGCCUGCGGGAGGAAAUCCUCCGUAACCUGCGGAGUGUCGUCAGCCUGACCUUCCUCCUGGGCCUGACCUGGGGCUUUGCCUUCUUCGCCUGGGGCCCCGUCAACCUGGCCUUCAUGUACCUCUUUGCCAUCUUCAACUCCCUGCAGGGGUUCUUUGUCUUCGUCUUUCACUGCGCUCUGAAGGAGAACGUGCAGAAACAAUGGAGACGGUACCUGUGCUGCGGUCGCUUCCGACUCCCGGAGAAUUCAGACUGGAGCAGGACAGUGACUAACAAUACCAAGAAGGUCAGCUCCGAGAACCUGGGCAAGUCUCUGUCUUCCAGCUCCAUCGGCUCCAACUCCACUGGCUGGGCCAGCAAGCUAAAGUCCAGCUCCAACCUCUUCAAAACCAGCAGCAACAAGGGCGACCAUUUUGUGACCUCUCCAUCCAACAAGUUCGAGCGCCCGGGCGUCCCCCAGGAACCCGCCCACAAUGUCCUGGACAAGGUCAAAGGUUACUGCUCCGCCCACUCCGACAACUUCUACAAGAACAUCAUGAUGUCCGAUGCCUUCAGCCACAGCACCAAGUUCUGAC
Molecule: messenger RNA, 3673 nt
Organism: Callorhinchus milii (elephant shark)
Lineage: Eukaryota; Metazoa; Chordata; Chondrichthyes; Chimaeriformes; Callorhinchidae
Gene: adgrg6
Product: adhesion G protein-coupled receptor G6
Exons: 23
Coding region: 25-3672 (1215 amino acids)
Biological process (GO): heart trabecula formation; cell surface receptor signaling pathway; myelination in peripheral nervous system
Cellular component (GO): membrane
Molecular function (GO): laminin binding; G protein-coupled receptor activity
Source: RefSeq, a predicted model, not a curated record